CUUCCGGGCUGGGGUGUUUGUUUGGACUGGAGAAGGGAGGCGGCGGGCGAAGCGCGCGUCGAGCGGGGUAGCGGCGCUGCCUGUGGAGAUCCGCGGAGGCCGACCGGAUUCGUUGGCUGCCGUCCCCGCUGCCGUGCACUGGGUUAAAAACUAUAUCUAACACCAACCAUGAAAGAUCCAAGUCGCAGCAGUACUAGCCCAAGCAUCAUCAAUGAAGAUGUGAUUAUUAACGGUCAUUCUCAUGAAGAUGACAAUCCAUUUGCAGAGUACAUGUGGAUGGAAAAUGAAGAGGAAUUCAACAGACAAAUAGAAGAGGAGUUAUGGGAAGAAGAAUUUAUUGAACGCUGUUUCCAAGAAAUGCUGGAAGAAGAAGAGGAACAUGAGUGGUUUAUUCCAGCUCGAGAUCUCCCACAAACUAUGGACCAAAUCCAAGACCAAUUUAAUGACCUUGUUAUCAGUGAUGGCUCUUCCCUGGAAGAUCUUGUGGUAAAGAGUUAUUUUUUCAUCUUUUUAAAACCUAGCUCAUCUUUCCCAUAA
Eubalaena glacialis (North Atlantic right whale) is the source of this 537-nucleotide messenger RNA. RefSeq names its product poly(A) binding protein interacting protein 2 (gene PAIP2). Gene Ontology annotation, biological process: negative regulation of translational initiation. NCBI's taxonomy places the organism in Eukaryota, Metazoa, Chordata, Mammalia, Artiodactyla, Balaenidae. Gene Ontology annotation, molecular function: mRNA regulatory element binding translation repressor activity. Bases 169 to 537 code for a protein of 122 amino acids. The transcript has 3 exons. Gene Ontology annotation, cellular component: cytoplasm. The record is from RefSeq and is a predicted model, not a curated record.